AUGAAAUACCUGCGCGAAGAUAUCCAGCAGCUGUGGCAGGGACAGGAUCCUCUUGUUACGGCAUUUGCUUUGCAGGGCGAGGUCUUCCGGGAUGUGCCUGGACGUCGCACGCUGCGUGUCGUGCUGAACGACAGAGCCUACUUCGUUAAACUGCACUAUGGUGUUGGUUGGUCUGAGGUGAUCAAAAACUGGCUGCAGUUCAAGUGGCCGGUAAUUGGCGCAACCAAUGAAUUUGAUGUGUGUAAGGCUCUGCUGGAAGAACAGAUUCGCGCGCCCGCGCCGGCUGCGUUUGCGGUGUCUUCAGGUAGUAUUGCAUCACGGCGCUCUUUUGUGUUGUGUGACGAGCUGGCGGGUUUCACCAGCCUUGAAGACAUCACCGACACCUGGCCGGAUAAUCCGCCAAGCCCCAUUGAGCGCCAACGGUAUUUGUAUGCGGUUGCGCUAUUUGCACGUCGCUUCCACCAGGCAGGGUUUAUUCAUCGAGAUUUCUAUAUAUGCCAUCUGCUUUCCGACGAUGCUGUUCGUACAGGGGGUUCGGUUUCACUUGCCGUGUUAGACCUGCAUCGCGCACGGCGUUUCAACAAAGUGCCUUUUCGGUGGUUGAAAAGAGACCUUGCAGCGUUGCUGUUUUCCAGCUUAGACCUGGGCUUCAGCGAGCGGGACUGGCUGCGUUUCAUUGCCCUGUACAGCGGUAAGCCUGCUUCCGUUGCGUUGCGCGAAGAUGCUGCCCUUUGGCGGGCGGUGCGCCGACGCGCGAACAAGCUGUACACCGAAGGGUUGCGUAAAGGCAUUGUGAAAGGUCGCGAGCUGGUUGCGCCAUUUGUCGUGGACGUCUGUCUUGAUCCCGAUGAAAACCUUGUCGACCAGACCACCACAGAAUUGAACUUUACCGACGUCGCUCGCGUGCUGCCUGGGCGCCGGGUCAGUGGUCUGGCAACCCAUGCCGGUGAGGUUGUGUUUGCCAAAGUGUUUUACGGCCCGAAUGCACGCCGCUACUGGCAGCGCGAACUCCUCGGUGCCCGCCGCCUGCAUGCUGCGGAGGUGAAUACACCCCAGGUGCUGGCAACAGGUGCCUGUGCUGAUGGUGAUGGAUUUGUUGUGCUGUUUGAGCCGCUGCACGAUCCGCACAAUUUAUCUGAUGGUGACCUGGAGGAUAUGCUGGCGGCGGUGCAGCUGCUGGCAGAUAUGCAUGACGCCAGUCUGGUUCAGACUGACGUGCACAUCUUUAAUUUUCUGCGCUAUGAAGGGCGAUACUUUGCUGUCGAUACCGACGGUAUUCGACGCGCACAUCUGCUGCGCCAGCACUUUGCCAACCUGGCGAUGUUGUUAGCACAACGGGCGCCUGUCGCAGAUGUUGAUAUUGAUGAGGUUUGGGCAGCCUAUAGCGCCGCGCGCGGUGCCUAUGUCAGUCGCAUGGGAUCAGCCGCACAGUUACGUAAGCUCACGGCCAAAGCACGGCAACAGAGGGUGCGCCGGUAUCUUAAAAAAACCCAGCGGCAAUGUUCAGAAUUUGUCCGGCAAUCAAAUUUCCGUUUUAACUUUCUGUGUGAUCGUGACCAAUUUGCGCGGCUGCAGCGCUUCAUGCUGUUUCCUGAAUCGUUUGUCGGUGAUGGCACGCCACUUAAAUUAGGUAACAGUUCCACAGUUGUGCGCAUGCAUAUCGACGGUGUGCCCUACAUUGUUAAGCGUUACAACAUCAAAGGCCUGAUGCAUCGAAUACGCCGCUGGUUUAAACGGCGCGCCCGGCAUGCCUGGUUAAACGGUCACCUGCUCGCCUUCCUCAAGAUUGCCACCGCAAAACCGGUUGCCCUGCUGGAGUUGCGCUGGGGCUGGUUUAAUAGCGUCUGCUAUCUUGUUAUGCCGGAUUGCGGCGAGCGUAACCUCGGCCAGACGCUGGCCAAUCGCCCGCAAGACUUUGCACAACUCGCUGCGCCAACUGUGGCAUUGCUGCAGGGGCUGAAAGCUGCGAAUCUGCAGCACGGUGACCUGAAAGCCACCAAUUUUGUGAUUGAUGAAUCCACCGUGCGCUUGAUCGACUAUGACGCUGUGCAAUCUGGUGACAAUGCACGUGACAUACGCCGCUUCCUGGCAAACUGGGAGGAUCAGCCUGCGCUGCGGGCGCAAUGGCACGAUGCCUCCGCGGCGCUGGUGAUCGAUGGUGAGACGAUUGCUGCUGCUGAAGAAGAACGCUUCACCCGCGACAAACAUGCAAAAAAUCAGUGGCCGGAGCAGGCGGCACGCUAUUGUCUGGCGCAGGCUGGGGUGAGGGCAGAAGAUGUCGAUUGUGUGGCUUUUCCCUACGCCCCAAUAAGCCUGUUCAGAAAAGCCCGAUGGGUCUACGCGGCACGCUACUGGUAUGCGCCGGACCGAGCCCUGGAUGCACUGCUCAAUGGCAAUCGUCGAUUUCGUAGUCACCGGCGUGACAUUUUAUCUCUAGGUGAACGGCUCGGCAUUAACUGGGACAAGACACGGUUUGUGCCUGUGGAACAUCAUCUUUCCCACGCCUCGAGUGCGUAUCAUCUUUCAGGAUUGGAAGGUAAGACCGCAAUUCUGGGUGUGGAUGGCAAAGGUGAAUAUGCCACGACCUUUUUCGGUUAUGGUGAAAACGGUCAGAUACACACCUUAAAAGAAUUUUAUGAUCCGGAUUCACUGGGCGGCGUUUACGGUGCACUCACCGAAUACCUUGGCUUUGAAAUGCUGGAUGGCGAAUACAAAGUCAUGGGGAUGGCCCCUUAUGGUGAUCCCGACAAAUAUGAUUUAUCGCGUUUGAUACAGCCCAGCGGCGAUGGUUUCAGAGCCAACACCAGAUAUGUCAAUGUGGUUGGACUGCGGCGCCAUAAAGAUCAGGGCCAGGCUUUCUACUUCAGCGAUGCGCUUGUUGAUUGGCUGGGUCCGCGUCGUCGCAACGAUGAUGCAGAUGAACCUUACGUGCACUAUGCGGCAGCGAUGCAGCGGCUCUAUGAAGACUGGGUGAUCAGGUUAACUCAACGUUACCUGGGUGAUGUGUUGGACGAAACGCGACAGCUGGUGUUUGCUGGUGGCGGCGCACUCAAUGUGAAGCUCAAUCAGCGUCUGCUUGGUGAGGCGAACAUUGAUCACCUGUAUGUGCAGCCGGCGUCGGGCGAUUCAGGCACCGCCUUAGGGGCCGCUACUUUUGUAGCAAACCAGCAGGGUGAUCGAAUUGCGCCCCUUCAACACGUUUAUCUGGGUCCGUCUUUUGACGGGGACGCGUGCCUUGCUGCGUUACAGAAGCGUUCGGAAACCUGUCACUGGCAGCGUAUGGACAACCCGGUAAGCGCGGCGGCUGACAUCUUAACCGAUGGGCACCCGCUGGCCUGGUUUCAGGGUCGGAUGGAAUUUGGCCCCCGCGCCCUGGGUGGUCGCAGCAUUCUGGGGUGUCCCAGCACCCCUGGUAUCGCAGAUAAAAUAAAUGCGCAGAUCAAGUUCAGGGAGCGAUGGCGGCCGUUCUGCCCCAGCGUUUUACCUGAGGUGGCGGCGGAACUUAUUCAGCCGCCGCAUCCUGCGCCUUACAUGACUAUGACCUUUGAUGUUGCGCCGGCCUGGCGUGAGCGGAUCCCUGAAGUGGUUCACGAGGAUGGCACGGCGCGGGUGCAGGUUGUCGAUGAGCAGGCCCACCCUCGCUAUCAUCAGCUUUUGCAGAUGAUGCAGGAAAGUACCGGCAAUGGUGUGUUGCUCAAUACGUCCUUAAACCGGCGUGGUGAACCGAUGGUGUGUUCUCCGGAUGAUGCGCUGAAUAUGUUUUUUGGCUGUGAUCUGCAGUAUCUGCUGCUGGAAGAUUUCCUGGUCACCAAGGAUGCGCGGUGA
Molecule: messenger RNA, 3825 nt
Organism: Symbiodinium pilosum
Lineage: Eukaryota; Dinophyceae; Suessiales; Symbiodiniaceae
Source: the annotation of a GenBank genome assembly